CCCUCACCAAACCUAAAAAGAAAAGCAAAAAAUCAGUCAAUGGAACUCCUAUAUAACUAGAAAGAGCUACAUGCAUUAAUCCUCACAUUCUUUGAUAUAUUGAGCUUCUAAACUACUUCGUGGCUAAGUAAAUUAAACCAAAAACUAUGCCUCAAGCACCUUCCAGUGUGGUUUCUAUUAUUGAUCUCACCAAAUUAGAGAACUCAAAUGCCUCAAAUUCUUGGGUACCAUUGUGCAAUGAUGUUCGUCAUGCACUUGAAGAACAUGGAUAUUUUAUAGCACUUUAUGAUAAGGUUUCUGCUGAACUUGAGAAGGGAAUUUUCGAUGUAAUGGGAGAGUUAUUUGAUGUACCCAUAGAAACAAAGAAGAAGAACUCUUCUGACUUUUAUUUCUAUAGAUGGGUUGGUCAACUGGAGUUAGCUCCUCUUCAUGAAAGCAUGGGGAUCGUACAUCCAGCUGAUAUUGAGGCACUACAAAGCUUCACCACACUCAUGUGGCCACAAGGCAACUACAGAUUUUGUGAAACAGUGACAACAUACGUAAAGGCAGCAGCAGAACUAGAGCAGUUGGUGGACAGGAUGGUGUUCGAAAGCUACGGAGUACCAGAAAAGCACUAUGAAUCACAUAUAGCAGCCACUACAUACCUCCUCCGCCCUACCAAGUACACAGCACCACCACCAGCGACGGCAGACAGCACCGACAACGUCGGCGCCAACAUACACACAGAUAAGAGCUUCUCCACACUUCUCUUUCAGAAUCAGGUAAAUGGUUUGCAAGUUGAGACCAAGAAUGGCGAGUGGAUUGCUGUGGAUGUCCCUCCUUCUGCCUUUGUCUUCAUGGCUGGUGAUGCUUAUGAGGCAUGGAGCAAUGGAAGAAUAUAUGCACCAAGGCACCAAGUGUUGCUGAAAGGGGAUAAGCAGAGGUACACAUUGGCCUUAUUCACAUUCAACAAAGGAAUAACAGAUAUACCUGACGAAUUGGUGGAUGAAACACAUCCUUUACAAUACAAGCCUUUCGAUAAUUUUGGAUUAGCUUGGUAUUACCUCUCUGGUGCUAACUCCAUGAUUCACAGCACUGCUAAAGCUUACUGUGGCAUUAAUGCUGGAUAAAUGGCUUGAAUUUCAUGUUUCUAUAUCUAAGUUUUCAUAGUUUUGAAACACUCCUUAUGUAAUAAAUUUGUGGAUGGGUUCCAUCAUCAUGAAUUAUCUACUACUAAAGCUCCUAA
This is a messenger RNA of Lycium ferocissimum, 1225 nucleotides long. Its product is annotated as 2-oxoglutarate-dependent dioxygenase AOP2-like. The record is from RefSeq and is a predicted model, not a curated record. NCBI's taxonomy places the organism in Eukaryota, Viridiplantae, Streptophyta, Magnoliopsida, Solanales, Solanaceae. Gene Ontology annotation, molecular function: dioxygenase activity. Bases 147 to 1109 code for a protein of 320 amino acids. The transcript has 3 exons.